UGCUGUGACAUCGACCGGACAUUCGUAUGUCUGUCCAAGCACUCUCAGUCGAUAGUUCGCUUACAGCAUCUUCCUGACCUCCAAUAUGAUCUACAAGUUUUGACGGUCGCCGUCAAGGACUGGCAGUAAGACCACCGAAUCCAGCAACACUAACCGCCAAAUGCCCCCUUCAACGCGAUGUUGAGCUCCUUCGUCCAGAAGUUCAUCGACCAGUCUCCUCUCUCCGCGAACAAUGAUAAACGUCCUUCGAAAGCCUCUCUCUUUCGCGAGCAGUUCAGACUCCCCGCGGGUCAAAAUCCCCUGCACGAAAUAAGCGCGGAACUAUUCCUCCCGCUCCCCUCGUCCUCAGUCGCAGGCCCUAUAACGUCCGGGGAGAAGUCAAGAGACAAUGGCAAUAAGUAUAUGGGAGAGUUGCACUUGAGUGAACACUUUCUAUGCUUCUCGACCAUCCGCACGAGUUUCCUCCCAACCGCGAGUCACUCCUCAUCCACUUCCUUCACAGGUCCGACGCAAGGCGCGGGGCCCGGCGGCCAUGGCUUCACCCUUCCACUCUCCUCGAUACGAAGAGUCGAGAGACUGAACAGUAAUCAAGACAAAUUCUGUCUCGCUCUCACCACCUUCGAAUCCAUCCAGAAACCGUUGUCCGAAAAGCCCAAAGCCCCCUUACCUCUUCCGCGGAAGCUCAUCAUAACCCUCGAUGGCAGUCGUACGGCCUGUGAACGGUUUUGCGAUGGCUUGAAGAAAGGAUUAAGAGAGGGAAUGAAGGAAGUGGACACUCUGCGGGCUGUGGUAGUCCAGUGCUACUCAGAAUAUCUCUUGGAUCCCGUCCGGAUCAAGGCCAAAGAGGACGGCCGGCAAGCACCGGAUCCGCCUGAUACUGGGCUAGGGAUCCUCUUCAGGUAUCCAGGAGAUGCGAGAAAACUUAGAGACAGGAGCAAGAUCAGACUAUGGGGUGAGUACAUGAGGGAAAAUGGCCGGAAUGCGACAAUCGUCAGACAACCGACGUUCCACAAGCUCAUUCGUGUUGGUCUGCCAAACCGGCUGAGAGGGGAGAUAUGGGAGAUCAGCUCCGGAUCGUUCUAUACGAGACUGAGAAAUCCCAACCUCUACGAAAAGACCCUCGCCAAAUUCACCGGCAAAGAGUCUUUGGCUAUUGACGAGAUCGAGAAGGAUCUCAAUCGAAGCCUGCCGGAGUAUCCUGGUUUCCAAAGUGAAGAGGGCAUUGGCCGGCUCAGACGAGUACUUACAGCGUACAGCUGGACCAACGAAGAAGUCGGCUAUUGUCAGGCUAUGAAUAUAGUCGUGGCCGCAUUACUCAUCUACCAGUCCGAGGCUCAAGCCUUUUUCACUCUGGGCACGCUUUGUGACCGACUACUGCCUGGAUACUACUCGAAAGACAUGUACGGCACGCUUCUCGAUCAGCGUGUCUUUGAGAAUCUCGUGGAACGGACAAUGCCCGUCCUCUGGGAACAUUUGGUCAAAUCCGAUGUCAACCUCUCCGUCGUGUCACUUCCGUGGUUUCUGUCGUUAUACAUCAAUUCAAUGCCGCUUGUGUUUGCUUUCAGAGUCCUGGAUGUUUUCUUCUUGGAGGGCCCAAAAGUAUUGUUCCAGAUCGGAUUGGCAAUUCUCCGGAUCAACGGAGAAGAGUUGCUUGACGUCAACGACGAUGGCUCCUUUAUUUCAAUAUUGAAGAAUUACUUUUCACGACUCGAUGAGUCGGCUCAUCCGCACUCGGAGAACGAAAAGCUGAGGGCCAUCAGCAAAUUCCAAGAAUUGAUGGUCACUGCGUUCAAAGAAUUCGCCGCCAUCACUCAUGCUAGUGUCGAAGAACUGCGCGAGAAGCAUAUCGACGGUGUCAAGGAGGGUCUGGCUACGUUCGCGAAGCGGACGUCGAUUCGGAACCUUGGGCCUGAAAGCAAGAAGCUGAGCGCUGAAGAUCUGAGCGCAAUCUAUGACCGCUUCUUCGGGGUUUUGUCUGAGCGACAUGCUCGUGACAAAGCGCGAGAAGAAGAGAAAAGGAAACAAGAGCAUUAUAAAGUCCGCCCAGGGCUGUGGAUGCAUCACUCAUCGUAUAAUCAGGACGAACCUGGGCCUGGCCGCAACGCUUCGCCGUUACAGACCAUGGAUUAUGAUGCGUUCAGAGAGUUUCUGGCGCAUACUGCUAGAUGGGCGGCGAGCGACUCCCCUACAUCGCCCGCAAAAGAGAUCAGCAACCCGAAUAUGAGCCAACGAAAGCGCAGCAAGACGUUUUCGCAAUGGGGUUCGGCUCCUGAACCAGCAGACCACGACUUCAUGCAGCGAUUAUAUGGAAAAUGGGAUGAAUCUCAGCAGGGCGCUAUGACACUCCAGCAGCUUGUCCGUGGCCUGGCUCAGUUCAAAGGCACCACAGAUAUCAUGAAUUCGAUGAGCCUUUUCUUCGACCUUUUUGAUGAUGACGCCACGGGUAAAGUGGAUCGUGAAGGGAUUCUCAGGAUGUCUGAAUCUCUCUUAUUCCUUUCCCGGCGAGGCUUUGACGGAGCUAUCGUUCCUACGGACUCGAGCGGUGUAACGUCUCCGCUUUCAGCGACGGAAUCGACCGGUGCGCUGAAACAAAGCAUCAACGAGAGAUUCCUGGGCAGCGUCAGCGCCUUCAUCAGAAGAUGUUUCGAGUACGCCGACCCUGACGAAGGGGUGGAGGAAGCGAAGUCGAAAUUGGAGGCGACUAGCAUCACCACUACAGACCCAGAAGACCUCUUGGAUCUCUCAGAAGCGGAUCUCCAUCACAAGACAGUCAUGUCACCCCGACCGACAGUGAAAGAUCCCUUGUCAGACAUCACACCUCCAGGCUCGCCAGCUCACCUGGGCGCAAUGCAAGAUAAACGUACGAGCUCCGCGUCUCGGGCUGCUUCACAUAAUCUCGCCCUGGACCCGAACAAACCUCUACACAUCACACUUCCUACCUUCCGCAUGGUCAUUCUCGCCGACGAAUUACUCGAGCAGUUUUUCGAGACAUUCUUCCCUCAGUCUUUCCGUCUCAGCGACUCACCGAAUGCGAGCACGCUGUCAUUGCCCUCGAGCACGUUGUCGGGUAAUCUGACCACGUUCACCAACCUCGGCACGCCGGUGAAGAACUUGAUCAACGGUGGCUCGAACAAGACGGUCAUUGACGUCGGACGGGCCGGUGGUGUGGUAGAGCCGGGCUCACGUGGGCUUCGAGGUGUGUUGGACAAUAUCGUGAAUGACGGGAUGAGGAUGGCGGCGGAGAUGCGGAAGCGCAUGGAUGAGGCGCAGAAAGAGUUUGAGCGGAAUGCGCGCGAAGGUGGACAGCAGCGCGUACCGUACAGGGACGAGGAUGAGGAAGAUGACGACGAGGGCACGGAGUUGGGCAAGCGCGAUCAGGAAUUGCUUGAAGGCGCCGAGGUCGCGAGUAUCAAGACUACUGACGGGACCGGUGGGAGGAGUAGGGCGCAGAGUGCGACGAGUGCAGGGACAGGAAAUGGCGUAAGUAUUUUGGAUGUAACUUAAGGUCUAACUGAGAUGGAUGGGUGCAAAUACUAGUACCUGGGGUUUCUGAUGAACUUGUCACACAGUAGGGGUGUGAUACAGUGGCGAUAGGAACGAAUUACAAUGCGAGCUCUUUGAACAUUGAUUUCUUUUGGAACGAUGCUAGAUUUGAACUAAGUUAGGU
Messenger RNA from Exophiala xenobiotica, 3667 nucleotides. RefSeq lists its product as uncharacterized. The record is from RefSeq and is a predicted model, not a curated record. The coding region runs from base 178 to 3504 and encodes 1108 amino acids. Lineage: Eukaryota; Fungi; Ascomycota; Eurotiomycetes; Chaetothyriales; Herpotrichiellaceae. The transcript has a single exon.